AUGCCUUCGAUGCAGAAAUUGUACAAGUCCUUCCAGCGGAAGGUCAAGCCGAUGAAGCUCGAUGCUAUGCUAUCUUCGUCGCCACCUGGAUCUCCCGCCCCGGAGACUCAUAGAGCCGAGCCCGGAAAGGACACAGCAUUAGCGGAGCAAAAUUGGUGA
This is a messenger RNA of Gloeophyllum trabeum ATCC 11539, 159 nucleotides long. RefSeq lists its product as uncharacterized. Bases 1 to 159 code for a protein of 52 amino acids. The transcript is spliced from 3 exons. NCBI's taxonomy places the organism in Eukaryota, Fungi, Basidiomycota, Agaricomycetes, Gloeophyllales, Gloeophyllaceae. The record is from RefSeq and is a predicted model, not a curated record.